Seminavis robusta is the source of this 3438-nucleotide messenger RNA. The record is from the annotation of a GenBank genome assembly. Lineage: Eukaryota; Bacillariophyta; Bacillariophyceae; Naviculales; Naviculaceae.
AUGAUGAAAUAUAGCAGUAGUCGCCGAGUGCUGGAAGUGUCGAGGGUCCCAGUUCCUCGCGCAGUUCCGUCGUCUAAUACUCGAGUGAUGAGGGAUUUCUGUGGGUCUGUCAACUCGUCUACCGACUCCAUGAUGGCGGGUGAUGACGAUGUAUCCACCGACUUCACCAGUGCGGUGGUAAAUAGCUCGUUGCGCCGAUCCAUGAGUAGUGCAUUGAGCUCGGGGGUGAAGCCCAUUGUUCCACAAGAACGGAGGAGCGACAACCUUGAGCAGUUGACAAUCCAUAAACUUCGCUUCGAGAUGGUGGGAUUACACGGGAGAGAAAAGGAGGUUCAGACGCUGCGCGACUGUUUGGAUCAGGUUGCCUCUUCAGAUAGCAUUGGCUGUACCCAACAAGGGCACUUGAUCUUGGUGUCAGGAGUCAGUGGUUCCGGAAAGUCAAGACUUGUUGAAACGCUCCGUCUUCCGACCAUCCAAAAGAAUGGCGUCUUUGGUCGAGGGAAAUUUGACCUCAGCAGGAGGAAUCAACCGUUUUCCGGGGUCUCUCGGGGAUUCACAGAGAUCCUUGACUUCCUUCUCAACACGGAUUUGCCCGGCAAUCCUCUGAUCUCCGUCAGGAAGGAACUUGAAACAGAGCUUGGUUCGGGACUGCCCCCCUUGACACGAGUUGUGCCAAUGCUGGCAAAAGUUGUGCCAACAAGUGUUGCACUAGACACUGCAACCCAACAAACUGAAACAAAUGACGCAGGCACCAAGAAUCAAAUUCGUUUCGCCUUUCUGAAGCUUGUGCGGAUCUUGACGCAGCACGUCAGUCCAAUUGUACUUGUCCUCGAUGACCUUCAAUUUGCUGAUAUCGACUCGCUUGAGUUACUGAAAGUCUUUAUGACAGAUCCAAAAGAUGUAUACCCCAAGCUUCUUGUCGUGGGAAUCUACCGUGCCAACGAGGUUGAUGAAACUCAUAUUCUCCAUCGAUAUCUCGAAGACUUUGAUACGAGAAGCCAGGAAGAUGAUUUCAACCUUUCCAAAGUCGAGGUUGGCGACCUGGGCCUGGAGGCAGUCCACAGGAUCAUACAAGAUCUUCUGGCAACUGACAACGAUGAAAGAACAAUCAGCCUUGCUCAGAUUUGUCACAGCAAAACACACGGCAAUCCUUUCUUCCUGAACCAGUUCUUGGCAAUGCUCUACGAAACACGGCUGCUAGAAUUCAACUUUGCUACACUCAGUUGGGUGUGGAAUGACGACGAAGUCAAAUCCCAUGCUAGAGCCACAGAAAAUGUGAGUCAUCUGUUGAAGGAGAAAAUGAAAACGCUGCCUCCCGUUCAAACCGAGAUCCUGACGGUCGCUUCCUGCCUGGGGGCGACGUUCAAUCAACGCGACCUGGAACUCAUCUUGAGAGGAUCCUACAAUUGUACUGGUGACCAAGAUUUUGACAACGUCUUUAACGAAGGCCUCGUGAGGCUCAAGGACGAAAGCUUCCUUGUGGAAGUAGUGGAGGGUUUGGGGCGAGCCUCGCCUAAGCUCACGUGGUCGCAUGACAGCAUGCAGGAAGCUGCCACGGAGCUCCUGUCAGAGACAGAUCGGCUCUUGCUUUAUAGGCGGUCCGGAGAGUUGUUGAUGACAACGACAAUGGAUGAUGAAGAAGAUGGUUCUAAGCUUUUUGUCGCCGUCGAAUUGCUCAACAAAUCCAACUUGGAUGAGAUGGACGAAGCUGCACGGGUAAGACUUGCCCAGCUCAACCUCACGGCAUCUCAGAGAGCAAUCAAGGUUGCUGCUUACAGCAGUGCUGCGAAGUACGCUGACGAAGGUAUCAAGCUCUUGCCCGACAAUGCCUGGGCAGAUCAUUAUGAGCUUUCACGACCUCUGCACUCGAUCGGCGCCAGGGCACAUGGGCUUAGCGGAAAUGUUGGGAUCAUGGAAGAGUACUGCAACGCUGUCAUCGCACAAGAGGGAAAACCCUAUGAAGAUAAAUUCGAUGUGUAUACUACCAUGAUAGAAAGCAUGACACAUCAUGAGAGGGUACAGGAUGCGUUGGAUCUCAUGCUCGGAAUUCUGAAGCAGAAUGGAUGUCGGUUUCCAAAGAGCACUGCCUCUAUUGGUCUUCAGACUGUUUCCAACCUCUUACGAGUAAAGCUCACAAUGAAGUCUCGCGAUCCUUCAAAGCUGAAGCCCAUGAAUGACCAGAGAAAGAUCUUUUUCAUGAGACUGCUAAGAAGCCUCGUCACUUGCAUGUACCUCGUGAAUGAUGGCCGCAUGGCAAUGGUGAUGUUCAGAAGUCUCAACUGGACCAUCAAGUAUGGAUACUGCAACGAUUCUCCUGGAGCGUUUGCAUUGGUUGGCAUUGUUUUGACAGGUGUCCUGAAUGACCUUGAAGGCGGCGCCCUUUACGGCGAGCACGCCAUUGCUCUGCAGUCUCGGUUGGGUUUCACACCUUCUUCGAAACCUGCAGAGACCAUGCAUAAUGUCUACGUGUUGCUUUUCUCCUGGACAAAACUUCAGCAGAGCCUUCUCAAGCCCAUGAUGCAAGCCUAUGAAAUUGGUCUUCAAACCGGGGAAAUUGGCUUUGCGCUCUUUCAUAUACAGAAUUGGCUGACGUUCAAGUUUCUCACCGGUAGCCAACUGGAUACAUUGAAUGAGAACUUUGGGACGUAUCUGAAGCAGAUGGGCGACCUCAAACUAGAUGUUUCCUUCAAGAUUUGCUCUAUUUUUCGUCAGACCAUUUUGAACCUUCUAGGGAAGAACAACCCAGAUGAUCCGAUGCAACUGUCUGGGGAUUCGUUGAGCAAAGACGACCUGCGGGCUCGUCAACAAGAGCCUUUAAUGAAGACAGUAGUCCUCUACAACCAGGGAUUGUUGAGGACUUUCUUCGGGGAUCAUGUUCGGCAGGCAGACAUCCUUUUGUCGCUUGGACAUGACUAUCUGGGUAAGGCAAUCAUGGCAUCUCCCCUCUUGCCGCAAGAUGCCUGCUGGAAUGGAGUCUCCUGCUUUGCUGCAGCAAGGUCUACCGGCAAGAAGAAGUAUGCCAAACUGGCAAACAUUUGUCGCCGUAAGAUUAAACUGUGGUUGGAACGAGGCAAUCCGAAUGUCAAGCACUUUGACUCUUUGCUUGACGCCGAGUCAAUGGCGUACAGAGGCAAGCCCUAUUUGUCAGUCAAACAUUACGAGAUGGCGAUACUGUAUGCUGCGCGUGGUGGCCUUGUGCAGGAUGCUGCGAUCAUUAGUGAAAGACUGGGUGAAUUCCAGUUGCAGGUUAUGAAGGACACUGAGGAAGGGAACUAUCGAAUACGAAAGGCAUCCAAGUACUGGCAAAGCUGGGGGGCCCGUGCCAAGGUUGCGGAUCUAAAAAAGAAGUAUCCAGAUGUCUUCCAAUCCACAUCAGAGAUGCCCGCAACGGAAAUCUUUCUUGGUGCCUCGCACAAAUCAUCGUCUUUGACGUCAUGA